AAUUUUCGUUUUAUACUCAGUAUUAGACGAUAAAAGAAGAAGGAAAUGAUUGAAAUAUUUACACGAAUGGCAGUGAUCGGUUUUAUAUCGAGAGGCUCAUGGAUCCCUCUAUAAAUACGUACCUGUUAGAGCCACUUACGCGGGUAGUAAUAACUCUACGUUGUCGUUUCGAACUUAGUUACUCGGCGAACACCGUCCGGGUAGGUUGUAUAUUUUCUAGUAGAUUUGUCGAAAUGUGUGUGUUUAUCAGUCGCUAUUAGCCUGGAAGUGACAAGAUUGCAGAAAACCUAAAUAUAAGAAGGAAACCACAGAACGUAUUCAAACAGUGUUUUGAAACAGUAUGUUUGUAUUUUGGAUUUAAAGUGACGCGCGCGCGGCUAAAUCAUUUCUAAGGGUUGGUAAGACUGUUCGGAAAAUUCGGAAAGUGAACAGGUGUUUUUUGAAUGGAUUAGGGAGAAUAGGUGACGAGGACGCAAAAGGAUUUGCGAAUGUUGAAGAAUCAAAGAACAGUGUGACAUUUGUGAAUAACCGAUCAUUUUAAAAAAUGCACUGGGAUUUAUGUUUCCAUUGAACAUAUUACGAAAAAUGAGGUAAAGAGGCAGUGGCAAUUAUGACAUGCAUAGAUGACAAGGAUAGUCUGCAAGCAACCUAACAACUCUGUUGUAUAGUCGAGAGAAUCGAAGCGAAGAUUAAAUAUGCCACACCAGUUUGGUUUGCCGACGAUGGCACAUGGAAUGCAAUCUCCUCCUUCACCGACUUCGGUCAUGUCGGUUUACCCCCGAUUUGGAUCCGGUGUCUAUAGACCGGAUCAUCAAGAUCAAAGGUUGACACGCGAAGCAAUGGAACGUUAUUUGCGCGAUAGAAGCGACAUGGUUAUUGUAAUUCUUCAUGCAAAGGUUGCGCAAAAGUCGUACGGCAAUGAAAAAAGAUUCUUCUGUCCUCCACCGUGUAUCUAUUUGUUCGGUGAUGGGUGGAGAAUGCGGCAAGAGCAGAUGCUUCGUGAAGGAGAGAGCGAGCAGUCCGCUCAGCUUUGCGCAUUUAUCGGAAUCGGGAAUUCCGAUCAAGACAUGCAACAACUGGAUUUGAACAAUGGUAAACAGUAUUGCGCGGCAAAGACACUUUAUAUUUCGGAUUCGGAUAAGAGGAAGCACUUUAUGCUCUCGGUGAAAAUGUUUUACGGUAGCGGACACGAUAUCGGUGUGUUUCAUAGUAAAAGAAUCAAAGUGAUCUCGAAGCCGUCGAAGAAGAAACAAUCGUUGAAAAACGCCGAUUUGUGUAUAGCGAGCGGAACAAAAGUUGCGCUGUUUAAUCGGUUACGUUCUCAAACGGUUAGCACGCGUUAUCUUCAUGUGGAAAACGGAAAUUUUCAUGCCAGUUCGACGCAGUGGGGUGCGUUCACCAUACACCUGUUGGACGAUAAUGAAAGCGAAUCGGAAGAGUUUCAGGUUCGAGACGGCUACGUACAUUACGGCAGUACAGUGAAAUUGGUAUGUUCGGUAACAGGAAUGGCUCUUCCACGUUUAGUAAUUCGGAAAGUGGACAAGCAAAUGGCCAGUCUAGAGGCGGACGAUCCAGUUUCGCAACUGCAUAAAUGCGCUUUCUAUAUGAAAGACACGGACCACAUGUACCUCUGUUUGUCUCAAGAACGUAUUAUCCAAUUUCAAGCUACUCCUUGCCCGAAGGAGGCAAAUAAAGAGAUGAUAAACGACGGUGCCUGUUGGACGAUAAUCAGCACCGAUAAGGCAGAGUAUCAAUUCUUCGAAGGCAUGGGCCCGGUUAGAUCGCCGGUAACGCCGGUACCAUUGGUCCAUAGCUUGCAUUUGAAUGGUGGCGGGGACGUGGCAAUGCUCGAAUUGACAGGAGAUAAUUUUACGCCUAAUCUUCAGGUAUGGUUCGGUGACGUGGAAGCGGAAACUAUGUAUAGGUGUCAGGAAAGCAUGCUUUGCGUGGUACCAGAUAUAUCGCAAUUUAGGGGUGAAUGGCUCUGGGUGCGGCAACCGACUCAGGUGCCUGUCUCGUUGGUUCGCAACGAUGGUAUCAUUUACGCGACCGGUCUGACGUUUACCUAUACUCCAGAACCUGGUCCGCGGCCUCAUUGUCCGCCAGCAGACGAAAUUAUGAGAGCACCACGCGGCAUGCACAAUCAACCGAACAUGCCACCGGCGAUCGCGGACGUACCUUGGAACACCCAUCAACCCCCUCAAUCGGGUCUCUGAUGUUUCCUAGACAAUUACAGUGCGCAUCACCAAAGUUUACGAGUCAGUGAGACGAACGCUGUUGUUUCCGUUCAUUCUUCGAACGAUAUUCCAGUUGUUUCUAUCGAUAACAACGAGCCAAUCGGCGACGAUGUUAACUCAGUGACUACCUACGCAGCGAAAGACCUAUUGCUCCGAGUCGACAAUGUGGCAACAAGUUUAGACAAUACAAAAAACAGCACGUAGCAACCAUUUCGUUGCGUUGCGUUGUGUCGCAUUACGUUGCGUUUUAUUGCGUUACGACGCUACGUUGAAUAUGUACAGUGUGCGGUACCGAGAAUCGUUUCCCUAUGUUCAUAAAUACGUAGGUACCUAGCUUUAAGUGUUGAUACAGAAUUACACACAGGGAUUAGAAUUUAUAGCGACCUUAGAAUUAAGAGCUUUUUACGAAUGUGAAUAUAUUUAGCUAUUACUUGGUAAAAGGAAUAUGAUGGGGAGGGGAGAAUAAACUCGAAAAUUUGUUCGCUCAUUAAACGACGAAACAAACCACGCUAUUAAAUCUCUCCGUUGUAUUAGAUUAGCCAUCGAGACUUAACGGCUUGGACCGUACAAUUGCAUAUCGAUCAUUGGAAGUGGUUGUACAUUUCUCAUCGAUUAUUGCAGAUUCGUUCUUCGAAAGAUCAGAUCUUGUUACCGAAGGAAUCUAUAUUUGGUUUAAAAUUGACCGAAUUUCUACCACAAUUAUCGCAAUACACAUUGUAUAUAAAAACGUAGUUUUCAGAAUGUUCUUGCUGAUACUUUUUACAUUUAUAAAAAUGUAGCAUCAAAUAAUUUUUAAAGGCAUUCAUUUUUAUUUAUCAAGAAAUAUAAAUGACUUGCGAAUAUCGGCCAAGAUACGAGCUGCAUAUGCGAUGCAUAUAUUCGAAAGACUAAUUCAUCUUUUAAAAACCAAUUGAAAAUUUCCAUCCAUUCAGUUUCUUUCUUUUAUAUCAUGAAUAUUUCAAACGUACAUACAUAGCAUAUGCAUUAAUGCAAAAUUGAACAUUAUAAUCGUAUUUUUCUCGUGAUACGUAAUGUACGCAGACAUUUUAGAAUUUUAUGAAACUUUAUGUGCGACUUAGAAAUUAUUCUAGAUUUAAUCCGAUUGAAUAAAAUCGUUAGUAUCCUGCCGAAAUUUUAAUUUGCUAUUUCGAUUGAUUUCGUGCGCUAACCAACUAUCGCUAUUUUAUUUUAUCGACGAUUAUUUAUUUUCAUAAUUGUUAUAUUAUUUCGUCAAUGAAACCUUCGAUUGCUUUUUUAACGUAGACGUAAACUAUUGUGCACGCUUCCUAUUAAUCUCACUGAUUAUCGAUAUCUCGAGUUUUCUAACGAAAUUCUUGAUAUCAUCCACAGAGAAGACAAUAUGCUUAUUCGCGCGAAAAUACGAUAUGUAACGGUGCAUUUUAAAUGGAUGACACAAAAGAAAAAUCUAAAUAUAUACGUUUUUAUGUCUCUCUAUGUUUUACAAUAAAUUGGUCAGAUUUAUAUAAUAAAGUCUUUACUUCAUGACCUACACGUUAUUUCCAAAUCCCAAGAUUCGAUAAUAGAGACAAUUGUAUGUACAUAACUGUUGCGGUGCGAAGCUGAGGUAUACUUUGAAAAAGUAGUUGCAUCUCGAAAGAAUGGGCAAAUCGUUUUACGUUUCAUCGAAAUUGUUUGAAAUACCAAUAUAAUAUUAUUGUAUGCGAAACACGAUAAUACGUUUCGGCCAAAGCAACGAAAUUUGUUGAUAUAAAAACUAAAAAUUAUUAGCUAGAAACAAUUCGUUUUUUGACUCCUCGAGUUGGUCGAAGCGAUACAGGCUCUUUUCUAGAUACCAUCGAAUAUAAUUAUCUGCAACAGGAAGCGAGAUAAAAUCGCUUUGAGAAUUGUCUUCCUGAAGAGAUCCAUUGUAAAAGAGGAAUGUCGGUAUACAUGUAUACCAUGGGAAUUUACCCACGAUUAAAAUUUGCACCAAGUACCUGAAGAAUACGAUUAUCUUUAUUCACAGUAAUAAAUUGCGAGUUAAUAAUAAUUACAUCCUUAUACGUAUCAGUGGACGGAUAAUCAUUGAGUAAUCAUUACAAUUCAUUACAUUGGAAAACUAUUUUAAGUUACGUUCAAGCGUUACAUUAAGUUAAGUUGCCAAUUUUUCAAUAACUUUUCGCAAACGUGGAACUGUUUUGGAUCAUAUCCCAAUUUGUCAAACUACGUUUGAACCUGAAGUUCUUUCAUUGUAUUUCUCUCUCACAUACACACGCACACUUUCUUUCUCUCACUUACGAAUUAAAACAAUAUUUUACAAAACUAUAUGAGAAUCUUAUUUGUAAAUAAAUCAUAUACAAUCUUUUAAACUAA
This is a messenger RNA of Bombus terrestris (buff-tailed bumblebee), 4571 nucleotides long. RefSeq names its product suppressor of hairless protein (gene Su(H)). The coding region runs from base 696 to 2216 and encodes 506 amino acids. Gene Ontology annotation, molecular function: RNA polymerase II cis-regulatory region sequence-specific DNA binding; DNA-binding transcription activator activity, RNA polymerase II-specific. Gene Ontology annotation, biological process: regulation of transcription by RNA polymerase II. Lineage: Eukaryota; Metazoa; Arthropoda; Insecta; Hymenoptera; Apidae. The record is from RefSeq and is a predicted model, not a curated record. The transcript is spliced from 2 exons. Gene Ontology annotation, cellular component: nucleus.